AAACGUCUUCUUGGUUGGUUGUGACAUUAAAUAUGAAACAACAAUAAUCAAAUUUAAAAAAAUGUCGCUUUACACUUCUGAAAACACCGACCAGAAAUUGCCCCUUUCUCUUUAAUUCGAUCAUCAUCAUCAUCAACUGGCUAACUCAUUUCAACCACAAUGGGCUUCGUUACUGAAGAAGCCAUCAAGCUGUUCCAAUCCCACUUGGACAGAAUUGAUGAUCCACUGAAAAAAACUUUCCAGAAUAUACACAAUGGUUACCAAAGGGAGACUUUGUUGAGAUUUCUUAAAGCAAGGGAUGGGGAUGUCUCCAAUGCACAUAAGAUGCUCAUCGAUUGUUUAAACUGGAGAAUACAAAAUGAUAUUGAUGACAUAUUGGCAAAGCCAAUUAUCCCCACUGAUGUAUAUAGAGGAAUACGGGAUUCCCAGCUUUUAGGCAUGUCUGGAUUCUCUAAACAGGGUCUUCCUGUCAUUGUUGUUGGUGUCGGGCUCAGCACAUUUGACAAAGCAUCUCCUUCUGCAACAAAGAAGUAUGGACGUUACAUUGGCACAUGCAUAAAAAUUCUGGACAUGACUGGUCUAAAGCUUUCUGCUUUGAAUCAAAUCAAGUUAUUGUCUGCGAUAUCGACUAUUGAUGACCUGAACUAUCCAGAGAAAACGGAAACUUAUUACAUAGUCAACGCACCAUACAUAUUUUCCUCGUGUUGGAAGAUUAUGGAUUAUGAAUCUCUGCCGCACUUUUGUAGAAGAGAAGGCUCGGGUUCGUCUCGACACUAUAAAAAUGGAACUAUGACUAGUGAUUGUUUCUCACUGGACCAUGCUUUUCACCAGCAGCUUUAUAGCUACAUUAAAUCGCAAGCCGAGUCGAAUAGUGGGCCCACCAAACACGGGUCGCUCCAUAUGGAUAUUCCAGAACCCGACCCAGAGGAUGUGAAAAUCGCUCAAUCUAUAGAAUCCGAGAUCCAUAAACUUGAGAACAAAAACGGGCUCUCCCACUCGUUGCAUGAGCUCAGGAUAAGUGGGGAUUGA
This is a messenger RNA of Striga asiatica, 1029 nucleotides long. NCBI's taxonomy places the organism in Eukaryota, Viridiplantae, Streptophyta, Magnoliopsida, Lamiales, Orobanchaceae. The record is from the annotation of a GenBank genome assembly.